AAAAGGAAAAUUUGAAUGCAACUUAUGGACAGCGUACUAUUAUUGUGUGGUGCGGUUGUGUUUUUCGACUGCUGGCUAACCGCAUCGUGCGAAAUUCGUUCAUAAUUUUGCAGAUGCAGCCAGUAGGAGCAGGCAAGUUUGGAAGACGAAUCCAUUAACGCGCUGGUAUUUCACUUGUUACGGCAGAAACAAAAGUGUACUUGCUAGUGAAAAAAGAAAUCGAUCAGUGAAAAGUGGAACUAUUUGCUCGUAGGCGCCAGAGGAAAAUAUGGAUAAGUGAAAACCUUCACACUUGCAAAGACAUAAAUGUGUAGUUAAAAAUCAAUUCCAAUGAUUAGUUUGAUGCUUACCGGUGUUGUGUUGUUUGCCUACAUUUUUCUACAAAAGUGGUGGUCCAGUCAACGCAGUAAUACUUCGGACGACAGUGACACCAUUAGCAGAAUCGAACAUGUUAGUUACAGUAACGUGAACAAUAGUGAUUCGCCCGCCGAAAGCUGCGACACGGAACCACCCGUAGUCAGUACACACGUUAUCACCAACGGAAACGUGAUAGCCGAGAUAGCGAUCGAUGUCGUCGCACAGCAGAUAAAACGUGUUUCUUUUUCCAAUGCUAAUCAUAUUUUCGAAGAAAAGGAAUCUUACCCCAGUGAACAGAAUAACGGUGUUAAUCAAAGCGAAUCAAGCUUGAACACUGUGAACGAAAAUACAAUUAUCAGUGAGAACGGGAUGGAUUCCGGCGCGGGAGGAGCCCCCGGUGGCGAUCGGCCGAGCUUUAUUGUCGGUGAGGACGGCCAGGAUGAACAGGAAGCUAAGGAUGAGUUUCCCCAAACGUUGGAAAACGGUAUGCCGCAUCACGUCGGAUACGAGGUGAAUUUGAACGAGAAGCGACGCCGGUUGAGGCCUAGUAUGUCCCAUGGCACCGGCCUCGGACUAGAUAGAGGUCAUGAGCGAGAUUUCGUACUUUCCACUACUGAAGAGUUCGUUAAAAAAUUUGGCGGAACGCGUGCAAUCACCAAGGUUUUGAUUGCAAACAACGGCAUCGCGGCGGUCAAGUGUAUGCGCUCGAUUCGUCGCUGGUCGUACGAGAUGUUCAAGAAUGAACGAGCGGUACGCUUCGUCGUUAUGGUUACCCCGGAGGAUCUCAAGGCUAAUGCAGAGUACAUCAAGAUGGCUGACCAUUACGUCCCGGUGCCGGGUGGAUCGAACAAUAACAAUUACGCUAACGUGGAGCUGAUCGUAGAUAUCGCCCUGAGAACAAUGGUUCAAGCUGUUUGGGCCGGCUGGGGUCAUGCGUCGGAAAAUCCCAAACUGCCGGAACUACUGCACAAGAAGGGACUGGUUUUCUUGGGGCCGCCCGAUCGUGCUAUGUGGGCUCUAGGUGAUAAGGUUGCAUCUUCAAUCGUAGCUCAAACUGCAGACAUUCCAACAUUGCCCUGGUCCGGUUCUGAACUGAAGGCGCAAUACAGUGGCAAGAAGAUCAAAAUCUCAAGCGAUCUGUUCGCUCGAGGUUGUGUAACCACUUCCGAGCAAGGCUUGGUAGCGGCGGACAAGAUUGGCUUCCCAGUGAUGAUCAAGGCUUCCGAAGGUGGCGGCGGAAAGGGUAUUCGUCGAGUUGACAUUGCCGAUGAGUUUCCUGCAUUGUUCCGCCAGGUUCAAGCGGAAGUACCUGGAUCGCCAAUAUUCGUGAUGAAGCUGGCCCGUGGAGCAAGGCAUUUAGAAGUGCAGUUACUGGCGGAUCAGUACGGCAAUGCCAUCAGCUUGUUUGGCCGUGAUUGCUCUAUCCAACGUCGACAUCAGAAAAUUAUUGAAGAAGCACCGGCUAUUGUCGCUGAACCAGAAGUGUUUGAAGACAUGGAAAAGGCAGCUGUGCGGUUGGCGAAAAUGGUCGGAUACGUGAGCGCCGGUACGGUGGAAUAUUUGUACGAUGCGGAGGGGAAAUACUUUUUCCUCGAAUUGAAUCCACGUUUACAGGUAGAGCACCCCUGUACCGAGAUGGUUGCUGAAGUGAAUCUUCCUGCUGCUCAGCUACAAAUCGGAAUGGGCAUUCCACUGUACCGGAUCAAGGAUAUACGACUGCUGUAUGGAGAACAUCCGUGGGAUUCUACUGUGAUUGAUUUUGAUAACCCAGCCACGAAACCGCGACCACGUGGACAUGUUAUUGCAGCUCGUAUUACAUCGGAGAACCCGGAUGAAGGUUUCAAGCCCAGUUCAGGUACGGUACAAGAGUUGAACUUCCGCUCCAGCCAGAACGUGUGGGGAUACUUCAGCGUGGCAGCAUCUGGAGGACUUCAUGAGUUUGCCGAUUCUCAGUUUGGGCACUGUUUUUCGUGGGGCGAAAAUCGACAACAAGCUCGAGAAAAUCUUGUGAUCGCACUGAAGGAGUUGUCUAUUCGGGGAGAUUUCAGAACGACGGUGGAAUAUUUGAUCACCCUGUUGGAAACGAACAGUUUUCUGGAGAAUACAAUCGACACUGCUUGGUUAGAUGCAUUGAUUGCGGAGCGUAUGAAGUCGGAUAAACCCGAUAUUAUUCUUGGUGUCAUUUGUGGAGCACUCCAUAUCGCUGACCGCAAAAUAACGGAGACGUUUACUAGCUUCAAAACUUCCAUGGAGAAAGGACAAAUACAGGCCGCGAACACAUUGACGAACGUUAUUGAUGUGGAGUUAAUUUCCGAAGGCAUCCGCUACAAAGUCCAAGCGGCUAAAAGUGGACCAAACACCUACUUCCUGGUAAUGAACGGUUCGUUCAAAGAGGUUGAAGUUCAUCGGCUAUCCGACGGUGGAAUAUUGCUCUCGCUGGAUGGCUCAAGUUGCACUACAUACAUGAAGGAAGAAGUGGACAGAUACAGAAUCGUGAUCGGCAAUCAAACGUGCGUGUUCGAAAAAGAAAACGACCCAUCGCUACUCCGCAGUCCUUCCGCUGGCAAGCUUAUCAAUUUGCUGAUAGAAGAUGGAGCUCACGUGAACAAAGGUCAACCGUAUGCUGAAAUUGAAGUCAUGAAAAUGGUUAUGACUUUGACGGCUGGAGAAACAGGAACGGUGACAUUCGUUCGACGUCCUGGAGCUGUAUUGGAUGCCGGAUCACUGUUGGGACACCUUGAACUGGAUGAUCCAUCCCUUGUGACGAAAGCUCAACCGUACAACAAUCCUUGGCCACUGACCGGGGACGCUGCUCAAAUUCCCGAAAAGCUUAAUCGGGUUCAUUCCAGUUAUAAGACAAUCUUGGAGAACACAUUAGCCGGUUACUGCCUCCCAGAUCCAUACAAUGCACCUAGAUUGCGAGAAAUCAUUGAAAAGUUCAUGCAAAGUUUGCGUGAUCCCUCUCUGCCAUUACUGGAACUUCAGGAAGUGAUUGCUUCAAUAUCCGGCCGUAUUCCGAUCUCGGUUGACAAGAAAAUUCGCAAGCUGAUGCAGUUGUAUGAGCGAAACAUCACCAGUGUGCUAGCGCAAUUUCCUUCUCAGCAAAUUGCUUCAGUAAUUGAUAUGCAUGCAGCAACUUUGCAAAAGCGUACGGAUCGGGAUGUCUUCUUCCUCAAUACCCAAGGAAUCGUUCAGCUUGUUCAACGUUAUCGCAACGGAAUCCGUGGCCGCAUGAAGGCAGCCGUUCACGAGCUGCUGCGCCAGUACUACGCCGUAGAAUGUCAGUUCCAGCAUGGACAUUACGACAAAUGUGUCGGAGCCAUUCGCGAGAAGCAUAAAGACAACAUGGACACGGUGGUUGAAACAAUUUUCUCGCAUAGCCAGGUAGCUAAAAAGAAUCUUCUGGUAACGCUUUUGAUCGAUCAUUUGUGGGCCAACGAACCAGGUUUGACUGACGAACUGGCCGCCACGUUAAGCGAACUAACUUCGUUGAAUAGAGCCGAUCACUCUCGAGUCGCUCUGCGAGCUCGUCAGGUUCUAAUCGCUGCCCACCAACCGGCUUAUGAGCUGCGACACAACCAAAUGGAGUCAAUUUUCCUCUCGGCAGUUGACAUGUACGGUCACGAUUUCCAUCCGGAAAAUUUGCAACGUUUGAUCCUUUCGGAAACAUCAAUUUUCGAUAUUCUUCACGAUUUCUUUUAUCACUCAAAUCGAGCCGUCUGCAAUGCUGCUCUGGAAGUGUACGUGCGUCGUGCGUAUACGUCUUACGAUUUGACUUGUCUGCAACAUCUGGAGCUUUCCGGGGAGGUCCCGUUGGUACACUUCCAGUUUUUGCUGCCGACUGCCCAUCCUAAUCGGUACAGACAAUUGCCAGAUGGAACAGAAUGUGAUACAAUUGAGGAUUCAUUUAUGCGAACCGGCUGCAUGGCAGCGUUCGACUCGUUCGAACACUUUACACAGUACUCGGACGAGAUUUUGGAUUUGCUGGAAGAUUUUGCAUCGCCUGCAUUUGUUAGCCCAAAGGUGCUGGAAGCGGUGGAUGGUGGCGAUUCGGAUCGAAGAAUGAGUACCUCAAUUAAUGUUUCGAUAUCUGAUCCAAUCGCACGAGCUGUAGAAAUAGACGGGACUGCCGUUAACCCGACAGAAGCCAUUCAUAUACUAAGCAUCGCUGUUCGAGAUAUGGGCGAUAUGGACGACUUGCAGAUGGAGCAAGUUUUUGGAUCGUUCUGUGCACAGCAUCGCGAAGAGCUGAUAACCCGCCGAGUAAGACGGAUUACUUUUGCAGCUUUGAAGAAGCGUCAGUUCCCUAAAUUUUUCACAUACCGUGCUCGAGAUAACUUCGAGGAAGAUCGCAUCUACCGACAUUUGGAACCGGCUUGUGCUUUCCAGCUGGAGCUAAAUCGUAUGCGAACGUACGACCUGGAGGCUUUGCCUACAGCCAACCAAAAAAUGCACCUUUACUUGGGUCGUGCGAAAGUUCCAAAGGGUCAAGAGGUGACUGAUUUCCGCUUCUUCAUCCGGUCUAUCAUUCGCCACUCUGAUCUAAUCACCAAAGAAGCUUCGUUCGAGUAUCUGCAGAAUGAAGGCGAACGAGUUCUGCUGGAAGCUAUGGACGAACUGGAAGUUGCGUUCUCUCAUCCUCAAGCUAAACGCACGGAUUGUAAUCACAUCUUCCUCAACUUUGUGCCGACUGUUAUCAUGGACCCGGCGAAAAUCGAAGAAUCGGUAACCAAAAUGGUUAUGCGCUACGGUCCUCGUUUGUGGAAGCUGCGUGUCUUGCAAGCCGAGCUGAAAAUGGUUAUCCGCCAGACUACACAAUCUCCAACUACCUCUGUUCGCCUUUGUAUCGCCAAUGACUCAGGAUACUUUUUAGAUAUAGCAAUGUACACUGAAGUAACCGAUCCGGAGACACACGUCAUCAAAUUCAUGGCGUACGGAAAUCGACAAGGUCCACUCAAUGGACUACCAAUUUCGUCGCCAUACAUGACCAAAAAUUAUCUACAGCAGAAGCGUUUCCAAGCACAGUCGAACGGGACGACAUAUGUAUACGACAUUCCGGAUAUGUUCCGUCAAAUGACCGAACGGCUGUGGAAGGAGUUUUCGAAGGCACGACCAAAUGAAGACAUACGUAUACCGGAGAAGAUAUUGCUGGUUUGUAACGAGUUGGUGAUCAACGGAGACACUAUGGAGGAAAUUCAGCGCCUGCCAGGAGAGAACAAUGUCGGAAUGGUGGCCUGGAGAAUUGUACUCGCUACUCCAGAAUUUCCUAAUGGUCGGGAGAUUAUCGUUAUUGCAAAUGACUUAACUUACUUCAUCGGUUCGUUCGGUCCUCAGGAGGAUUUGCUGUUUUGUAAAGCUUCCGAAUUGUCGAGAAAACGGAAAUGUCCAAGAAUUUACAUCUCUGUCAACAGUGGCGCCCGUAUCGGGUUAGCCGAAGAGGUGAAAUCCCUUUUCAAAGUGGCAUGGGAAGACCCUGAUGAGCCGGAGAAGGGUUUCAAGUAUUUGUAUCUAACAACGGAAGAUUACAGCAAGGUCUUAAACACAAAUUCGGUGCGUGCCAUUUUGAUCGAGGACGAAGGAGAGCCGCGGUAUAAAAUCACCGAUAUUAUUGGAAAAACGGACGGACUUGGAGUGGAGAAUUUGCGUCAUGCUGGUAUGAUUGCCGGUGAAACUUCCCGGGCAUAUGAGGACGUGGUUACUAUUUCGAUGGUAACCUGUCGAACGAUCGGUAUUGGAUCGUAUCUCGUGCGUCUUGGACAGCGUGUCAUCCAGAUCGAAAACUCUCACAUCAUUUUGACCGGGUUUGCUGCUUUGAACAAAUUACUGGGAAGGAAAGUGUAUGCCUCUAACAAUCAGCUGGGUGGCAUUCAGAUUAUGCACAACAAUGGUGUGACGCACAAAACAGAGGCACUCGAUUUGGACGGUGUUUAUACAAUUCUACACUGGUUGUCGUUUAUUCCGGAUGUACGUGGUGGAACUCUGCCGAUCGUAUCGACUAGUGAUCCUAUCGAUCGACCGAUCGAUUUUAUGCCUACCAAAGCCCCGUAUGAUCCUCGAUGGAUGCUUUCCGGCAGAUUAAAUCCGUCUAAUCCAUCUGAGUGGGAAACUGGAUUCUUUGAUCGGGGGACUUGGUCGGAAAUUAUGGAACCUUGGGCCAAAACGGUCGUUGUUGGCCGAGCCAAGCUCGGAGGUAUUCCGGUCGGAGUGAUAGCCGUUGAAACUAGAACAGUCGAGCUGACCAUCCCAGCGGAUCCCGCCAAUUUGGAUUCGGAAGCCAAAACAUUCCAGCAAGCCGGUCAGGUGUGGUUCCCUGAUUCAUCCUACAAAACGGCACAAGCAAUCAAAGAUUUCGGCCGCGAGGAGCUUCCUUUGAUUGUUCUAGCCAAUUGGCGAGGGUUCUCUGGCGGACAAAAAGAUAUGUAUGAGCAGGUUGUAAAAUUCGGCGCAUACAUUGUGGAUGGGUUGCGGGAAUAUACUCAGCCGGUCAUAAUUUAUCUCCCACCGAACGGUGAGCUUCGCGGAGGAGCUUGGGCUGUAUUGGAUCCGACCAUUAAUCCGCGCUACAUGGAAACAUACGCCGAUCCAGAAUCUCGUGCCGGAGUGUUGGAACCAGAGGGCAUCGUCGAAGUCAAGUUCAAGGAGAAAGAUCUCAUCAAAAGUAUUCAGCGGCUGGAUCCGGUGGUACUGGAAUUGAAGCAAAAAUUCAACGAAGCCGCUGGUAACAAGGAAGCACAGACCGAGUUGGAAAAUCAAAUCAAAGCUCGGGUCAGCUCGUUGUUGCACGUGUACCACACAGUAGCGGUACAUUUCGCCGACUUGCACGACACUCCCGAGCGAAUGCUCGAGAAAGGUUGUAUCAGCGAAAUCGUUCCAUGGCGAAGUUCGCGUAGUUUCUUGUACUGGCGACUCAGGCGGUUACUCCUGGAGGAGUACUUCAUCAAGCAAAUUCUCAGUGCUCAAGAUAGUCUCUCGGUUGGGCAGGCUAAGUCGAUGUUGCGUCGGUGGUUUGUCGAAGACAAAGGAGCCACGGAGGCCUACCUAUGGGAAAACAAUGAACCAGUGGUUGAGUGGUUGGAAAAUCAAAAACAAAGCGAUUCCACAGUUUGCAAAAAUAUUUACGCUGUGAAGAAGGACGCAAUUAUCUCCCAAAUUCAAAAAGCUCUUGAGGAAUGCCCUGAGGCUGCCUUGGACGCGGUUGUUGGACUCUGCCAGGCUUUGUCUCCAGCCCAUCGCGGCGAAGUGGUUAAAACACUGUCACAGCUAGAGUUUACCGAGAAGGAACACGCUAGUAUGGGAUGACCGGGGCGAGGUUACGAGUGAACAUGUCGUACAAUCCAACCGGGGAGGACACAGUCAUCGUUUCAUUGAUGCAUUCCUGAGCAAUAUAAAUUUUUUUAUUGGCAGGUUUUUCUUUCCAUAGUUUUAUACAUCGUGCAUGAUUACGAGAACGAAGACAGCUGUUAUCCGUUCCAAAAAACUUUUGAAUCAUUAGUGACCUCGAUCGGAAAUAUUCCUUCGAUUCAAUUGUUAUUAUAGAUGCAAACAAAAACUCAUUCACAUUAAAAACGUAACUCAAAAAGAGAAUGUGAAAUAAAACAAACAAAAAAUGCCUAUUUCUAAUUGUAUUAGAGUGUAAUCGAAACAGUUAUAUAUAUAGUUGUAGAUACUCAUAUUAAACUCACACGAAUCGUUCAACAAAAACACUGACGCAUCCAGUUGCUGGUUAUAUUGUCAAACUUUGAAACAAAGUGAUUCAUGUAGCAUAAUCAUAAUUUAUUCAUAAUUGGAAUCUAUUUUUCGGCAAUCUUCAAAUACUAGAAAAAAAAAAUUGAACCUUUGUUUGGCUGGUUAGCUAGAAUAAAUAAAUAUCAAAUACCAAGGGUACCGGGUAAUAUUUAUGUGUAGAGGUCGGCUUCAACUCUUCAGAAGAGUAUGUACCUUAUAGUUGCUACUGCAGAAUAACAAAAGUUGAGAUAAAUCUCAAUGCACUUUGUAAACACGAUUAAUAGCAUAGCUGCUUUUAGCUGACGCACAUCCCGCAGAGCAGAGCAAACAGAAAUAGCAAGAAAAAAAUGCAAAGCAGCAUCACUCAAUUUUCUGUUGUACAAACUUGAUGGCGAUGGGGAAGUAAAGAAUAAAAAAUCAACAAAAUCUAAA
This is a messenger RNA of Wyeomyia smithii (pitcher-plant mosquito), 8514 nucleotides long. RefSeq names its product acetyl-CoA carboxylase (gene ACC). NCBI's taxonomy places the organism in Eukaryota, Metazoa, Arthropoda, Insecta, Diptera, Culicidae. The transcript has 12 exons. Gene Ontology annotation, biological process: fatty acid biosynthetic process. The record is from RefSeq and is a predicted model, not a curated record. The coding region runs from base 331 to 7656 and encodes 2441 amino acids. Gene Ontology annotation, molecular function: metal ion binding; ATP binding; acetyl-CoA carboxylase activity.